AAUUAACUCAUUCAGUACCAGCCAAUUCUAGACCAAGUCUGAAAAGACGUUUAAAAACAUCUUUGGGAGUGAAUGAGUUAAACAAAUUCAAUGAAAAAAAUCAGGGAAUUUGGCAACACAUGAACACGCAUACUGAUGUCUUAUGAGCUGAUGUUUUGUUGUCCUACAUACCAGGACCACGGAGCACUCCAUAAUUAUUGACAUAUUUGAUGCACUCAUGGAAAGUAUGGGCACAGUGUAGAGGUGCCCUCGGGGGAUUUGCGGACGGGAACGGAAUGGAAAGGGUUGCAAAAACAAACACUCUCGUCCUCAGUCUCUCUCCAGAGUGAAAAACUCUUCUCCAGCCGCGGUAAAUAGAUUAAAAGUGAUUUCGCGGCGGGUUAUUUCAGGAUGGCCCGGGAAUAGUCACUCAGUCGGGUGCAGAGUCAGUCAGUAAGUCAUUUCAGCGUUACAGCAUCCCACCGUUGUGAGCCCAUCAUGUCGCUGAGGCUCCUGCCUGCCAUCAUCAUGGACGACGAGGACGACGACGGCAACUUCACCAAGUGGAUGAGCAGCUAUUGGGGACACGGAGCCGAACGAUGUGGUGGAGGAUCGGGAGGUGGCGGCGGAUACUCGCGUGAAAGGAAGCGAAGUUUUAGGAGACCCGCCAGGACGAGAGUUGACCGACGGGCGUCCCUUCCCACUGUAUCCCAACUUGACGCCAUGAAGCUGAACCGGGUGCACGCGGCCGCCGUGGCGCCCGCACCGAGCCACGCCAAGAGCCGAGAAGAGAAAGGGGAGGUCGGACCCCACCAGAGGGCUCGACGGACCUCCUCGGACGACAACGGACGCUCCAAGUCGGCCGUUCCGGAGAACCGCAUCGGCACCAUCCCGGAGCUGACGGAAUCCUUCCAAAGGAGACUUUAUCUUCAAGAUAGAUGCGCGCUGUCCCCGAAAGACGACGCCAAGUUGCCCCCUCUGUGCCAUGACGACGUGUACAAAAGCGAGACGGCGAUGGCGGCGGCCCGCCUGGCCACGAAACGCCUAAGCGACAGGAGAAGGUCGGCAGAUGAGGUCGCCGGUGUCACCGCGGAAAAACAACAGCAGCCACAGUACACGUUCCGACGGCAGCUUUCCCUGCGCAGGCACCGCUAAAGUUUGACCUUUUUCAAUGGCAGGUCUAUCACGUCGUAAUUAUAGAGAAGCGUCCAAAACGCACGCAAAUCAUCAUCAUGCAUGGAGUUGUUUUCAAUCAAUAUUUAGCGAUGACAAAACAGACAAAACGUAAAUAAAAGACAUCAUCUCCACCAUAGAUACUGAUUAUUAAAUGUAUUGAUUGGUACUGAUUGCUACAGGUGUGUUUGGCUAGUUGGAAAAAUACUGAUGUCAGGUUGGCAAAUUUGAUCAACAUGAACAGGAACAGGAACCCGACCGAUUAAUUCCACCGGCCGAGUUAAACGGCUGAUAGUAGAGUUUUAAAAUUGGCAAAAAUGUGCCCUUUUUUCAGGUUUUUGCCUUUUUUUUCACAUUAACACGUUACAACAAAGACAAUGAUGUUUAAAUAUAAUUUUAAAAGGCCCUGGGCAGAUUUGAUUGAUUUGGCAACAGAUAGACGCUGAAAUCUAAU
Messenger RNA from Hippocampus zosterae (dwarf seahorse), 1606 nucleotides. RefSeq names its product leukemia NUP98 fusion partner 1 (gene lnp1). NCBI's taxonomy places the organism in Eukaryota, Metazoa, Chordata, Actinopteri, Syngnathiformes, Syngnathidae. The record is from RefSeq and is a predicted model, not a curated record. The coding region runs from base 478 to 1134 and encodes 218 amino acids. The transcript has 3 exons.